Molecule: messenger RNA, 2983 nt
Organism: Esox lucius (northern pike)
Lineage: Eukaryota; Metazoa; Chordata; Actinopteri; Esociformes; Esocidae
Product: plakophilin-1
Exons: 14
Coding region: 520-2379 (619 amino acids)
Biological process (GO): intermediate filament bundle assembly; cell-cell adhesion; cell-cell junction assembly
Cellular component (GO): plasma membrane; nucleus; adherens junction
Molecular function (GO): cadherin binding
Source: RefSeq, a predicted model, not a curated record
UUGCAUUUGUGGAUGCAGCAUUGUACUUUCACAGACAGUGAUUUUCAGAAGUGUUCCUGAGUCAAUGCAGUGAUUUCCACUAAAGAAGUGCCACCUGAGUGCCCGAAGAACACACCCACCCAAUUUUGGUUUUCGGCCAUGUCCCUUGUGUACAGAGAUUCUUUUAAUGAUAUUAUGUACCGUAAAUGAUGAGAUACCCAAACUUUCCCCCUGAGAGUCCCCUGCGUUGAGAUAAAGUCCAACAAUUACUUCAAGCAAUUUGUGAACUUUGGCAAAUCUUAGAUAUAUUUUGGUAUUCCCCUUAAAACUGUAAUCAGCAUGCAAAGAAGGUAGGGGCAUGGCAAUCCUUCUAUCUAUGUAGGCGGGGCGCAGUCCCAGGGUGGAGCAGUUCAGGCUGUGAACUGAGCGACUACCUGCCAGACAACAACAUCCUCUGAAGUGGUUCUCUAUUCACUCCAGGGCUGGAAACCAAACCUGCAUUUAACAAGCAGCUACAAAAUAUAUUACUGACACGGUCAAAUGACAGUCGACCCACUGUACUCGGCCAUGGCCAUCCGUAACGUGGAGGAAACGUCUCUCGCUCUGCCCACCGACAAUAAACUGAGCAUGGGACAACAGCGUGUGCUGGAUCAGGUCCGCACCUUAAACAGAAGCCAUUCGAAGAAAAACGGAUCUUUCUCUCCAACAAAUCUUCAGGAUCCAACUGAGUCUACUUCAUUCCAGUUCUUCCCGUCCAAUAGAAUGUCCAGACACAGUAACUCCACCAGCAGCUAUGGAACAACGACCCUCUUGACAAGGACCAAUAGAAACAGCUCCUUUACGAAAGGCACAACACUCCAGACAAGGACCAAUAGAAACAGUUCCUUUACCAAAGGCCCCACCCUGUUUGUCAGCAGUCAAUCGAAUAUGAGCCGGCCACCCUCUGUUCAAUCACAAAAGUCAGGCUUGCAUGAUGUGCUCAGUAUGGCUGAUCUGACCUUAAAAGAGGCAGUAGAGUUUCUGUCCAAUCCAGACGAGAAAUAUCAACAGUUUGGUGCUUCCUUCAUCCAACAAACCACCUUUAAUGACGAGCAAUCCAAGCAGGAGGUCCUGCUUCUAGGUGGUAUCUGUCCUCUAGUCGCCCUCCUUAGUAGUUCUACUUCGGCCGUCACCCAGUCAGCCUCUGCUGCUCUUAGGAACCUGGUGUUUAGAGACCAUCAGAACAAACUGGAGGUCCAACAGGCUGGAGGAUUACAACAGGCCCUGCACUUCCUGACAACCACAGACUGCACAAUGACACAAAGACAUCUGGCAGGGCUGUUGUGGAAUAUGUCAAGUGCAGAUGAGUUAAAGGAGGAGAUACUGGCUGAAGCUCUGCCUGUCCUGACAGAGAGCAUCAUAGUUCCCUUCUCCAGCUGGUCAGAGAGCACCAACAACCACAACAUACACCCUGAUGUCUUCUACAGCGCUACUGGCUGUCUACGGAACCUGAGUUGUGCCCAGCAGGAGCAGAGAAAGAGGAUGAGGGAGUGUAACGGUCUUAUUGAUUCUCUAAUGAUGUAUGUCCGGUCAUGUGUUGCAGAGGACAAGCCUGAUGACAAGUCAGUGGAGAAUUGUGUGUGCAUUCUCCAUAACCUGACCUACCAGCUGGAGGAAGAGGCCCCUCAGUGCUUCUCUCGGUUCCAUCCAACAACAGACGCUUCUUCUGUUAAGAAUGGGGGAAAAAACACGGACGUGUUUUGUUGUUCUUUAUGGGAGGAGGACUAUAACCCAGUGGGCGUGGCCUGGCUGACACAUUCUAAGGGUGUGCAGAUCUACCUAAACCUGCUCAGUUCUGCCCAGAAAGACUCCACCUUGGAGGCCUGCUGUGGGGCCCUCCAGAACCUUACUGCCAACAGAGGACUGGUGUCCAUUAUGAUGAGUCAUACCAUAGUCCAGAAGUUGGGUGGUCUGCAGUACAUCGCCCCACUCCUCCAGUCCCCCAACCCCGGCCUGCAGAAGACAGCCAUGUCAUUAGUAGGCAACCUAUCACGCACCAUCAGCAUGCAAAGCAUCAUGGCAUUGCACAUCCUGCCAGAUCUCUCUGUCCUACUGUCCUCAGGAACUAAAGGAAUGGCCAACUGUGAUCAAACCAUGGCGACCGCCUGUCAUGUACUACGGAGCCUGAUAUUAGCUGACACUGUGACCGGCAGAAAGUUCAUCACCAAACACCUGGUGACAUCACUGGCUGACCUCAGUGAGAACAGGUUGUUCCAAAAGGCCAGUAAGGCAGCCUCUCUUGUCCUCUACAACCUCUGGCAACAGAAAAGUCUGCAAAGCACUGUGAAAAAGCUGGGGAUGGCCAAGUCUCUGUUUGUCAACGAAACAACCAGGAAGGACCACAUGUCACUUCAGGUCUAGAGCAUUAUAACAGAGAGAACAGAGACAUUCCUGUACAUCUCAGCUGGGUCGAGAACUGACAACCCUUGUCACUGCUUUCAUCUGCGGCUGUGACCAAUAUAUAGUGAAGGUCAUCUGUCAACAUAUCCAUCCAAAAAGAUCAGAUGACACUAUGUAGAAAAUGAACCUAAUUCUUACAAAGAGGUUGAGGAAAGGGGUCAGAUUUAGAUGAACAGUUUUUUGAUGCUUCGAUGGACAUGAUAUAGAAAUAGUUUCUCAUGUAUGGCAGAGUAUAAGUUGUGCUUCCUCUUUUACAAGUCAUUUUGCUUUUGAGAUCACAAAGGGAUUUGACAUUAAACCAUUUCUGCUUGGCCUUUAGGUGGAUUGACUGAAUCCCUCUCUCCCUCUGCAUCUGCACAGAAUCAGCUCAUUAAGCCCCUGUACUGAAACCUGCCAUUUUAGCUUUGCUCGACAUACUGUGAUUUUUUUAUACAAUCAGAAGGAAACAUAACUACUCGUUUGCAUUGUGCCAGACUACAAGAUAAUAGAUCAGGGGUGGGCAAUAUUUUUCACUGGGGGGCCACACUGAAAAUGCUAGAAAGCAUUGUGGGCCAGAUUACUUUUU